AUGCAAGCAGACCGUGACCGAGCUGAAGUCUCUCCUUCUUUGAGGAAAAAGAAAUGGAUGUCACGGCGCAGAGGUGCAUUCGAUCUGAUUUUGUUGACUUUGGGUAUGACACAGGCGAUGUUGCAUGAUUUGGAGUGCGAGUACCAGCUCUCGAAGAAGCAGCAGAUCUCCAACAAGCCUCCGAUAGCGUCAGCAACCGAGGAAAUUUCAGUAGAGCCGUGGCACGCAGAGAACGACAACUCUGGACUUGCUACACUCGCUCCCUCGCCGAACGACAUACAGAUACUGCCAGAAUCAACAGCCACACACCUUGGAGGAGCCAACCUUGUUUCCGGAAAUGCAGGCAGUGGGCUCCAAGACAUGAUGUUUGAUAGGUAUGCUCAAAAUGAUUUCUCGGCUGCAUCUAUGGAGUGGAUUGGCAGUGACAAUCUAGGAGCACCGUUUUCUGUCGACAUGAGCAAUAUGAACGGGCUGGGAAUGCUACCUUGGUCACCCCCGAAAAACACCUAUCCGGAGGCCAAUUUUGAUAUCCCGUAUCCAAUCGAACAUACUACCGAUGCAUCAGCAAACCUUCCCUCAACCUCACAAUUCGAGCUGAAUUUACCACUGUCUCCGACCGGACCAACGAGGGCCAGAUAUGAUGAGAAAAUGUGGGAAGAAGUUAGUUCAAAGAUUGCAAUUGGGAAUCUUCCAGGGACGAUGUCAUUCGGGGUCGGCGGUGAGCAAUAUGAGAGCACCCAUUCACGCUGGUACUGGAGCGACACUGCAUUGAUUGAAAAGUGCAAGUCUGCUUGUUUCGAAGAACCACUUGGCAUUUCCACCUUUUUGACGAGAUCGCAUUUCGACAAUUAUGUCCAACAAGCAAGGGAGUCGCCAUCUAUUGAGGGCGUAGCAGAAGGCGAUCUCUCGAAUAAGAAUGGCAUUAAGCUCUCGCGACGCCGUGCAGCGAUCGCCCGACACACUCCUGAAGAUGCAGCAAUGACGACAAUUUCUGAGCAAAUCGAUCGCAAAAUUUACACUGAACUGUUAUCAUACGCAGUCAGCUGUGCCAGAACCCGAAGAUUCAUGAAUCGGGACUCGGUAUACAUGGCCAUGACAAAAGAGAAAGAAUACCUUGCAAGAAGGAGUCUGUGGUACCUCUACUCGAUCGAAGUCGUCCAUUCCAUACGCGAUGGAAUGCCACCUAUCCUCAGCCGCGACUGGACUGACUAUGCGCUUCCCGAAGUCAGCAAGGACACAGAUUGGCUGCGCAUCCAAUGUCAAUAUGCCAACGCUCUCAGCUCAGCAGUCAAUACGCUCUACAGUCAAAGGGCUCUUCGCCAAACUGUGGACGAGCGAGAACGAACUCUGAUGCAGGCACACAAGGUCCUCGAAAGCUGGAGAACAGGUCUUCCAACACAUCUGCAGAAUAUCCAUCGGCAUGAAACAGGGUAUCUCACCCUUGACGACCAGAAGACGCGCCAUUUGACCUUGACCAUGGUUCACACGUAUCAUGAAGCCAUAUUUAUCAUUUUCUUUCCAUGGACCGGAAGCCAGUCCAAAGGACUAGUCUCGGAACACUAUCGCAAGACGAUCAUGGAGCUUUGCGUAAAGUCAGCCCAAGCCGUGUUAGCCAUCGCGUCCCGAAUCUCAAGCUGUGACAUACUCGACGGCAAGCUUAUCAAUCUGAUUGCCGUGUCGAUCUGUGUGACUUUCUUGGAUAUUGUGAGUACCGGUUCCAAGAAAAGCUUGCCAUACUUAACCGAUGCUCUCAAGCUUACGCAGCUCGCUCAAAAGUCUGGGAAACCCUGA
Penicillium waksmanii is the source of this 1791-nucleotide messenger RNA. Its product is annotated as fungal specific transcription factor domain-containing protein. The record is from RefSeq and is a predicted model, not a curated record. The transcript has 13 exons. NCBI's taxonomy places the organism in Eukaryota, Fungi, Ascomycota, Eurotiomycetes, Eurotiales, Aspergillaceae. Bases 1 to 1791 code for a protein of 596 amino acids.